AUAAGGAUGAGCAUGAGCACAAAUACAAGCCGAUGCGACACGUUUAGACAUAUUACGGAGUAUAAAUUUACCAAUUAAGCGAUUACGCGAUAGGAAGACCUAAUUUACGGUAGGACUAAUGAUAAAUAAAGAAGAAUUAAAAAAACCAGAAAAACGAAAAGGGUCAAGGUGUGAAAAUUAGACAAAGAGGAAAAGAAGAAGGUUAAACACUAAACAGGGACAAAGACAAGGACACAGACAACAACGGAGGAAAUUAAAGAGGGCAAAAAUUUUAUACCCAAAAAAUAAAAAUAAAAAAUAAAAAAAUUCGAGGAGAGAGAAAAAGAUCGAGAAAGAUAGAGAGAGAAGAGGAGAAUCGAGACAGAUUGAUGGGAUUUGUAUGCUGCUUCUGCUGAUGAUAAGUUUGAAUACAACAACAAAAAAAAUUUAAUUCCCCCCUUUUUUUUUUUUAUUUGGAUUCGACAUUCGAUCUUUUCUUUUUUUAAUUUUUGUAUGAUUAAUUUUAGGUAAAUAAUUCGACAUUUUGAGCUAGUGCCCAGAUUCGAUUCUGUUGAUAAUUCCCUCUUUUGCAUCAAACCCUUAUCCAAAAAUCCGAUUUUUAAUUGACCCAUUUGCAAGAAUUUGAUUAUAUAGUUUUGGUGGGUUGAUGAAUUUUUCUGGGUUUGUGUUAUUUUGGGGGGUUUGAGGUUGUAGGUUUUUUUUCCUUGAUUUUUUUGGGGAAAAUAAGGUUAUUCUACUGAAUGGGUGAUUUUCGAGAACCAAACGGUGUCGUUUUGGAAGAAUCUCCGGUACCAUCAUCUUCUUCUUCUCUUUCUCUCUCCUCUUUUAGCCCGGAAGUGUGGGCCCGGGCCGAGCAGGCGACCCAUGAAAUAAUAUUGCAGGUUCAACCCACUGUUGUAUCUGAGGAGAGGAGACGAGAUGUUGUUGAUUAUGUUCAAAGGCUUCUUAGAAAUUGUCUUGGUUGUGAGAUUUUCCCUUUCGGAUCAGUACCAUUGAAGACAUAUCUUCCUGAUGGGGACAUUGAUCUUACUGCAUUUUGUGGUUUUAAUUUUGAGGAAGCGUUUGCAAAUGAUGUGUACACUGUUCUAGUAGAAGAAGAUCGUAACCCUGCCUCCGAAUUUGUUGUAAAGGAUGUGCAGUAUAUUCGUGCAGAGGUUAAGCUUGUAAAAUGCCUGGUACAGAAUAUUGUUGUAGACAUAUCGUUUAAUCAAAUAGGAGGGUUGUGCGCGCUAUGUUUUCUUGAGGAGGUGGAUCGAUUAAUUGGCAAAGAUCAUCUAUUUAAGCGCAGUAUCAUUUUGAUUAAGGCCUGGUGUUAUUAUGAGAGCCGUAUACUGGGUGCACAUCAUGGUUUGAUAUCUACAUAUGCCUUGGAGACGCUGGUUUUGUACAUUUUCCAUCUCUUCCAUUCAUCUUUGAACGGUCCUUUGGCAGUUCUACAUAAAUUCCUAGACUACUUCAGCAAAUUUGACUGGGAAAACUUUUGUGUGAGCUUAAAUGGUCCAGUACAUGUAUCCUCGUUGCCGGAAAUAGUGGCUGAGAGUCCAAAAAGCAGCGGGGAUGAUUUAUUGCUGAGUGAUGAUUUUUUGAAGGAGUGUGUGAAGAAAUUCUCUGUCCCCUCCAGAGGAAAUGAGACAAAUUACAGGACAUUUAUGCAGAAGCAUCUUAAUAUAGUUGACCCUCUUAAAGAAAAUAACAACCUUGGCCGCAGUGUCAGUAAAGGGAACUUCUUCCGCAUAAGGAGUGCUUUCACAUAUGGAGCUCGUAAACUUGGUCAAAUUCUGUUGCAGCCUCAGGAAAGCAUAGCUGAAGAAGUCCGUAAGUUUUUUACUAACACACUGGAUAGACAUGGAAAAGGACAGAGACCUGAUGUUCAGGAUCUUGUGUUAACACCUGGGUGCAAUGGGUUUGCCCCGGAGGUUUUCAUAUCUGUUGCUGAGUCCAGGUUAGAUGAUACUUGUGCUCUUGAAGAAGUACCUGUCGAUUUCAAUGACCAGUCCACUGGAUAUUGUAUAGGAUCUUGGGAUACACGACAUGGUGUAGUCAGUAAAUUUAGAAGGCCUGGAACCUAUAUGGAGAGGAUUGAAAUUGAAAAUCGUAGGGGUGUAAAUGGAGCAGAUCCUUGUAGAACUCUGCCAGCAUCUCAGUCAUCUGAGAAUGAACUUUCUGCUUCUGCAAGCCGUCAUUCUGGUGAUGCCAUUGAUCUUGCAACAUAUGGGAUUCAGGAUCUUAGAAUAGCUGAUCAUAGUCAUAAACCUUCCCCAUAUACAGAAGAGGAUAAAAAAUCUCCUUUACCUAACAUAGAUCAUGCAUCUAAUUCUAACCUAAUUCCUUCACAGCCCUUUGAGAAUGGAAUGAUGGAAAAUGGAUAUUUAGAUGAUGAGCGGCCCACAGAUUCUUCUCUUUCAACUAUCAGUAAGAAAUUUACUGGACGACCACACACAUGCCAUGAUGGUAGAAACUUAGCAUCUGGGGAGCAGGAAAAUAUUCAUUUAUGCAAUAACCUGGUGUCAGACUCUAGUUAUUCAUCUAUGAACGUGAGUGCUCACUGCUUGGGAGAUUCACAUUAUGUUUAUCGGAAUAAAUUUUCCUCUAAGCCUGCUGGAAGCCAUGAAGCAACGAUACUCCACCCUGACCUAUCAGGGGACGUUGACAGUCAUCUUGAAAAUCUGGGAUAUGGACGGUGGUGGUUCGAUCAUGGGUUGCAAAUGACCAUGCAGCCCAUUCAUCUGACCCUGCCUCCUGUGUUCCCACCCAAAAUUCCGUGGGAUGUAAUUCGGCAUUCGGUGCAUUUCAGGCGGGAUGUUGUCCCACAAAUGAAUGCCUCCAGACCUGCCUUCUUUCCCAUGAAUUCUCAAGCAGUACAUGGUACUUAUAAUGUGGAUGAGAUGCCAAAGGCUCGAGGGACUGGAACAUAUUUUCCCAUAACGAACCAUCACUCAUACAGAGAAAAGCCCUUUGUAAAGGGAAGGUCUCAGGGACAAUUGAAGUCUCCUAGGACCAAUGGCCGUGGUCCAGCAUCUCUAGAUAGAAGCUCACAGGUACAAUCUCCCGGUCGUCCUGGCGUUGGGAGGCCGAAGUCUUCGGAUUACUUUGAAAGUUCACCUAGGGGUAAGGUCUACAAAGAAGUCAAUGGAUUUGUUCAUGCUUCUGAGAAGGCUGUUGAAUCUCUUGCUCCUGGGCACCCGCCAUUGGAAGCCGCCUUCCAAGAUACAGAGAGUUGUGAGCCACUCGAUUCAGUCCCCUCUCCUGGAAGCCAAAAUGGAGAGAGUGUGUUUAUUGUGAAUGGUGACAGGUACUUGAAUCUCUUCCAACAAAAUCAACAAACUUAGGGCUCACUCUGCAGUCUUACCACCUUAAAGACGAUGAGGACUUCCCCCCUUUGUCUGUUUGACAGUGGCGUAGCUGAAAGCUUGAAACCUCAUAGCAGAAACUAGAGGUUUUUCAGCCAGGGGUUUAAUUAGAGGCAUUUUUGUACAUUUUACGAAAUUGUGUUGCAUUAUGUUGAGUUUUCGUAGCUCACAGUUAAAGAGCUAUAUUACAGUUAGGAACCUAGUUGAUGAUUCUAACGCCGUUUUUGGUAAUCCUUGUUGCAUUUGUAAAUAAAUUUUGAAAUGCAAAUCUUGUAGAUGUUUAGUGUAUAACUUCAUAUACGAGUAUCGAAGGAGUGUAUUCUUUCUGAAGCUGGAAUACUGCUUACAAACCCUUUGAUCAAUGUGCUGAUAAUAGUGAGUUUGGGUGCCACUUCCCUGGCUUUUACCAAAGUUUCCUUACAAUUUAGAUUUGA
Messenger RNA from Chenopodium quinoa (quinoa), 3784 nucleotides. RefSeq lists its product as uncharacterized. The coding region runs from base 741 to 3329 and encodes 862 amino acids. The transcript has 9 exons. The record is from RefSeq and is a predicted model, not a curated record. NCBI's taxonomy places the organism in Eukaryota, Viridiplantae, Streptophyta, Magnoliopsida, Caryophyllales, Amaranthaceae.